UUUGUAUGAGAUCGUCCGAUUAUUGUUAGACUUCAACAUUUCAAGAUGCGAUGGAGAUGACCCGGAGAUCCUUCGGGAACUGAGAUCUUAUCUUAUCAUUGCAAUUGUCGUCGACAUCGGCCCCUCCUCCGUCUUCACAGGACCGACCCUGCACAAGAGUUCUGCUCGACCAUGGGCGCAAGGAUGUCAUCCCGGAAUGUCGCACCCUCCAUCAACAAGGGAAUCCUCACAUGAAAAUGCCAUCCGCAGCACCAGCGCAAGGCGUUCGUCAGCACAACGCCCAAGACCAUAUCCGCGCCCACCUCUCCACUCUACUAGUAAGCCGGGGUGCAGACUUGCCUCGGCCCAUGUCCCAUCAGAUUACCCUCGCAAGACGAUUACCGCGCCCAAAAGCCAGCCAAAAGCUCAUCACCUUCCUCUCGUCUCCUCCACCCUCGCUAUUCAUUCGUUUGCGGUAGAGUGAAACAAGAAAAGGAACAACAUGGCCGACAGCGCAGUCACCGUCGAGUACCGCGGCAAAGUCGCCAUCAUCACGCUCAACCAGCCUAAGAAGCUGAAUGCUCUGAAUGGAGACGGGUACUAUGCGCUCGCAAAGGCCAUGCACGAGGUUGCCGCCCGGGAUGAUGUGUACAUUACCGUCCUGACUGGCAAGGGCCGGUUCUUCUCUGCCGGCGCCGACGUCUCCAUUGGCGGCCAACAACCCGACGGCGACGACACGCGCCGCUUCUGGCUCAAGAACUUCGUCUCCAACAACCUGCACAUCACCCACGCCUUCUACUCGCACCCCAAGAUCCUGGUGACUGCGCUCAACGGCCCCGCCGUCGGCCUCUCCGCCGCCCUCAUCGCCUUCUCCGACUUCAUCUACGCGGCUCCCCACGCCUUCCUGCUCACACCCUUCUCCUCCCUCGGCCUCGUCGCAGAGGGCAACGCCUCGGUGGGCUUCGUCCGCAGGCUGGGCAUUAGCAAGGCCAACGAGGCGCUCAUCAUGAGCAAGCGCAUCACUUGCGAAGAGCUCGUGCAGACGGGCUUCGUAAACAAGGUCAUUGAUGUUGGAAGCAAGGAUUCUCCCAAGUUCCUCGAGGAAGUGCUCAAGGAGGUGGAUGACCGGUUAGGCGACCACCUCAAUCCCGAGAGCUUGAUCAAGAUCAAGGCGCUGAUCCGGAAGCCCGAGAUGGAGGUUUUGGAUCGCCAGGGUGUGGCUGAGGUGCUUGGGGGGUUGGAGCGGUUCAUGAAGGGUGUGCCGCAGGAGGAGUUUAUGAAGAUUGCGAGCGGAGAGAAGAAGCACAAGCUGUAG
Westerdykella ornata is the source of this 1294-nucleotide messenger RNA. RefSeq names its product ClpP/crotonase. Gene Ontology annotation, cellular component: peroxisomal matrix. Bases 482 to 1294 code for a protein of 270 amino acids. The record is from RefSeq and is a predicted model, not a curated record. NCBI's taxonomy places the organism in Eukaryota, Fungi, Ascomycota, Dothideomycetes, Pleosporales, Sporormiaceae. Gene Ontology annotation, biological process: fatty acid beta-oxidation. The transcript has 2 exons.